AUGUCCAACAGCAGCUCCAUCAGCCACUUCCUCCUGCUGGCAUUGGCAGACACGCGACAGCUGCAGCUCCUGCACUUCUGCCUCUUGCUGGGCAUCUCCCUGGCUGCCCUCCUGGGCAACGGCCUCAUCAUCAGCGCCGUAGCCUGCGGCCACCACCUGCACACACCCAUGUUCUUCUUCCUGCUCAACCUGGCCCUCAGCGACCUGGGCUCCAUCUGCACCACUGUCCCCAAAGCCAUGCACAAUUCCCUCUGGAACACCACCACCAUCUCCUACACAGGAUGUGCUGCUCAGCUCUUCCUCUUUAUGUUCUUCCUGUCAGCAGAGUUUUAUCUCCUGACCAUCAUGUGCUACGACCGUUACGUGUCCAUCUGCAAACCCCUGCACUACAGGACCCUAGUGGGCAGCAGAGCUUGUACCCACAUGGCAACAGCUGCCUGGGCCAGUGCCUUUCUCCAUGCUCUCAUGCACAUGGCCAAUACCUUUUCCCUGCCCCUGUGCCAUGGCAAUGCCCUGGGCCAGUUCUUCUGUGAAAUUCCCCAGAUCCUCAAGCUUUCCUGCUCCAAAUCCUAUCUCAGGGAACUUGGGCUCAUUGCUGUUAGUGCCUGUUUGCUAUUUGGUUGUUUUGUGUUUAUUGUUUUCUCCUAUGUGCAGAUCUUCAGGGCUGUGCUGAGGAUCCCAUCUGAGCAGGGACGGCACAAAGUCUUUUCCACCUGCAUCCCUCACCUGGCCGUGCUCUCCCUCUUCAUCAGCAGAGUCAUGUUUGCCUACCUGAAACCCCCCUCCGUGUCCUCUCCAUCGCUGGAUCUGGCCCUGUCAGUUCUGUACUCAGUUGUGACUCCAGCUCUGAACCCCCUCAUCUACAGCCUGAGGAACCAAGAGCUCAAGGCUGCAGUGUGGAGACUGAUGACUGGAUGCUUUCAGAAACAUUAA
Messenger RNA from Passer domesticus (house sparrow), 933 nucleotides. Its product is annotated as olfactory receptor 14J1-like. The record is from RefSeq and is a predicted model, not a curated record. Gene Ontology annotation, biological process: G protein-coupled receptor signaling pathway; detection of chemical stimulus involved in sensory perception of smell. Gene Ontology annotation, molecular function: G protein-coupled receptor activity; olfactory receptor activity. The transcript has a single exon. Gene Ontology annotation, cellular component: plasma membrane. The coding region runs from base 1 to 933 and encodes 310 amino acids. NCBI's taxonomy places the organism in Eukaryota, Metazoa, Chordata, Aves, Passeriformes, Passeridae.